AUGAACACUGUGCAACAAGGAUACAACCAUCCGUCGUGCGAAAUCCUACAGUCAGUCACAGAAUUAUUUUUGCCAGUGACCAGCCUAGUCAGCUUUUCUCUUCUCGGCCUCAUCUUCCUACACCGGUAUAUCGAAUAUCGUCGUCGGAGACAAGCACACAUCCUCUUCUCUGAAUUCAAAGAACAGAACGAGCAAGACUACUGGCUCCAGUCUAUCAUCAUGGAAAAGGGAGACAUCAUCUCAUCGGACUUGCUCCCUCGAUCUGCAUGUGACAUCUUGCAACCUUUAUCGCAUACAAGCCUCCUCCCGAGCAGUGGAGCUCUCGCUGCACAAGCCAGAGAACAGCAAAGUGAGAGAUCGGCCAUGGACGUGAAUAGUCCUACAUCUUCAAAGGCUUCUUCGCCUGUUUCAGGCGAUGAGGUGCAAAAACGAAAUGAAUCGACCCAGCAAAUGCGCGAUGAUGAUGCCGAAGGAGGGCGGACUUGGAAGCGCGUUGUUGUUGAGUAUAGCUAG
Messenger RNA from Penicillium vulpinum, 513 nucleotides. RefSeq lists its product as uncharacterized. The record is from RefSeq and is a predicted model, not a curated record. The coding region runs from base 1 to 513 and encodes 170 amino acids. Lineage: Eukaryota; Fungi; Ascomycota; Eurotiomycetes; Eurotiales; Aspergillaceae. The transcript has a single exon.